Angiostrongylus costaricensis is the source of this 807-nucleotide messenger RNA. The record is from the annotation of a GenBank genome assembly. Lineage: Eukaryota; Metazoa; Nematoda; Chromadorea; Rhabditida; Metastrongylidae.
AUGUUCGAGGAAGAUUUGGUUGAUCGUACUGCAAAGUUCUGGGAUUUGCAAACCGGUAGCGAGAUAAGAACUCUAGGCGUCCAUCCGAACAAUGUACAUGCUGUACGUUUUGUGCCUAAUUCUAAUCUGGCCAUUUCUGUCUCCAUGUAUCAGAUCCGUGUUUGGGACUUGCGAACACAGGAAUGCAUACGUGUGUUACAAUCAAGUGGUCAGGUGAACGAUGGUGAGUGUUUGGGUGAUGGAGGUCCGCCAGGAUCACGACAGAAUACUGUGCCUUUUCUUGAGACUGUAGUAAAUGCCGCUGAAGUUGACCCUAGAGGACAAUUGUUAUUCACAUCGUUUGGUGGAGAUGUGCGGAUUUGGAAUCUGGAAAAGUGGGCAUCGUUUGGAAGGCUAGUAGGGGCAGUAAAUAACCCUAGUUCCGAAGUGUCAUGUUUGGCAGUUGCUGAAGGACCAGAUGGAAUGGUGCAAGUUUUCACUGGAUCUCGUGAUCACUACGUGAAAAUGUUCAAAACAUCUCCCGGAGGCGAAGGAGUGUACGAAGCUACAGUAGACUUCUCGCCUCCACACUAUGAUAACGUUACAUGCAUUGUUCCAUUUGGCGAAGGUGUACUCACUGCUAGCAAGGACAAGAACAUCAUGAAGUUCUCGCUGAUUGAUCAGAAAAGGGAUCAUCUGGAACUGAGUGCGCACAACAAUUCUAUACAGGGAAUGUGUCUUGUAGGAUUUAUGCAGAUUGUAUUCUACGAGUCAAUUCGGCCAAACGCCUGUAACCAAGUGACAGGGAAGUAUAUGGGAGAUGGUUAG